AUGCGCGGCUACGUCGAGGCUGCCGCGGUGAUUGAGGAGCUGCUGCAAGGCCUACCAGAGCUGACAUGGCCGCCCUCGGCUGCUGAUCUGGAGGUUGCCGGCGCCCGGCUGUGCGCCCUGCCGCUGGCCAGCCUGCUUCGCACGCCCUCUGCGAGCGCUGCAUCCACGACGCCGCCUGGCGCAUGCGCGCAGGCGGGGUGUGCCUGGCCCUCGGUGGACCUCAAGGCGUCCCUGCUGGACGUGGUAGGCGCGUUUGUGCACAGCCACUCGCAGCACUUGCUCGUCCUGGGGCCAGGCAGGGAGGUCGUCAGCGUUGUGUCUCAGAGUGACAUCGUCAGGUUCUUGGCCGCCAACCUGGCCUCGUCGGGUGACCUGGCAAACAGCACCCUUGCCGUGCUGGGCCUGGCCGGACGCGCCCUGGCUGGCAACGGGCGGCGCACCACCGCUGAGCGGCACUCGGGACUGGCGCGCGCGUCGAGCCCCAGGACAGACGCAGCACAAUGCCCCACUGUCUUGGGCGGCGGCGGCGGCCCCUGCGCUGGCCGCGAUCACAGCCACAGCCACAGCGGCGGCGGCAGGGCCGUGGGGUGGAAGCUGGUGACUGUGCCGGAGAGCUCGAGCGCACUGGACGCCCUCAGAGUGAUGCACGCCAAGGGCGUGUCGGGCGUUGCAGUGGUGGGGCGCCAAGGCGACCUGGUCGGCCACUUUGGGGCGUCUGACGUGCGCUGCCUCUCGGCGGGCGUGUUUCACCAGCUGCUGGCACCAGUCAGAGAGUUCCUGUUGCAGGUGCCGCGGCCCCCACGCUGCAGCGGCGGCGGCGGCGGCGGCGCAGCGCUCGAGCAGGCUGCAUCGGCUGCAUCAGCGCCGCUGGCCGGGCGUGUGCUGUGCGCGCAGCCGACAUCAACGCUGGGGAUGCUGGUGACUGCGCUGGUGCGGCAGCGCGUGCACCGCGUCUACAUCACUGACACAGAUUGCGCGCCUGUGGGGGUCGUGACCUGCACGGACGUGCUUGAUGCACUAGGGGGUCGGGCAUGA
Molecule: messenger RNA, 1035 nt
Organism: Monoraphidium neglectum
Lineage: Eukaryota; Viridiplantae; Chlorophyta; Chlorophyceae; Sphaeropleales; Selenastraceae
Exons: 4
Coding region: 1-1035 (344 amino acids)
Source: RefSeq, a predicted model, not a curated record